AUGUUCUCCGCCAUUUCAAAGGUCAUUGCAACUACAGCUACAUUUCCAUAUCAAGUUCUUAGAACCCGGAUGCAGGACCACAACGUGGAAGCAAGAGGAGUAUGGCGAACAACUACGGACACCCUGUCUAGAGAGGGUGUACGAGGUCUGUAUAAAGGCUGCCUAAUGGCCAACUUACGGCAGUUACCAGCAGCAGUUGUGACGUUUGUUACAUAUGAAAAUGUUAGGCGUUUUGUAAGGAAUUCAAAUAUCUAG
Molecule: messenger RNA, 255 nt
Organism: Cooperia oncophora
Lineage: Eukaryota; Metazoa; Nematoda; Chromadorea; Rhabditida; Trichostrongylidae
Source: the annotation of a GenBank genome assembly